UUGUUUUUUAGGUGAUCAAUUGUGUGACUGGUUGCCAAGAGUGUGUAAAUGACAUUGCAGCAGCAGAGGUGCUGUCCUACCUCCUCCUUACUCUACAGAGCAUACCGCAGUGUCGUUUAUUGACCCUGGAGAGCCUGUUUGCCCUAAUGUCAAGCACAAAGGUAGUGAAGGAAUCCAUGACCAAGGGAGCCCUUAUCUAUCUUCUUGAUCUCUUCUGUAAUGCCACACAUCCACAGAUUCGUGAAAAAACUGCAGAGCUGUUUGCAAAGAUGUUAGCAGACAAACUGAUUGGGCCGAAGGUCCGUAUUAUUCUGAACAAGUUCCUUCCUGCAAUAUUCAUGGAUGCCAUGCGGGAUUCACCUGAAGCUAGUGUCCACAUGUUUGAAGGUUCUCAUGAAAACCCAGAAUUGAUUUGGAAUGAUGAGGCAAGGGAGAAAGUGUCUGAUACAGUGCGCAAACUCAAGGAUGGGCAUUACAAAGCCCAAAGAGAAGAUGCAGACACAAAAUGGAACUUGAAAGAGGACUUUGCAGUGGUUUAUACAGAUGUUGAGGGGGAGCUCAUUGUCGGUGGAGUGAUUCUUCGACUCUUCAUCGCCAAUCCAGCAUGGGUAUUGCGUCGACCAAAAGAGUUCUUGACAGAACUCCUGGAAAAGUGGACACAGUUAACGGACAUGACUAACCCUAAUGGAGAGGUACUUGAAACAGUGACAACUGCAGUGGUGUGUCUCUUCCAAACUCAGCAGACAUUACUGGAUCAAGUCCCCCAACUUGGCUAUGUGCCAAGGGUGUUUCAGGUGAUGAGUUCAAGGAAUAAUGCCAUCCCAAAAGCAGCUAUCCAGGUUGCUUACCAGUUGUCUUGUAAUGAGCUGUGCAUACGGAGUAUGGCCACCACAGAAUGUAUUGGUGCCAUGAAGCUUGCAAUGAAAGUGAGACGAGACAUGAUUGCACUGGCUGCAGAAGCUUUGUCCAAGAUGUUUGACAAGGGAGAAGAGGAACUGGUGUCACAGGCACUCAAAAAUGACUUGCUGCCAUUCCUUCUUCGACUACUGGAAGGAGGCCUUGAGGCUGUGGAGAACCCUGCAGCCACCAAAGCUCAGAUUGUGAAGGCACUGAAGGCCAUGCAGAGGAGUUUACUCUAUGGAGAGCAGAUUACAGGGAUCCUUGAAAAGUCAGCUGUAUGGAAGGACUACAAAGAUCAAAGACACGACCUAUUCAUCACCGACUCCAACAUAUCAGGCUAUCUCACAGGACCUACUGGCCCCAGUGUGGCUGGCUACUUGACGGCAGGAACCAAGAUGACAAUGCCAGAUGCCCCUCCCCCUCUGGACACAGGUCAUCAGGAUGACCUACACUGAUUCCAGCCUGCUACCACUAGACAAUAAAGCAACACAUAAAUUACAACACCAUUGUUUAGUCAUUAUCAAUGUAAGAUGGAAAUCAUCUUCACACAAUUUCAAGAUGGUAUGCUAUUGUCAUAAGUUUAGAAUUUAUGUCAACAGUGCCAAUAUUAGUAUUUGUUGAUUGUCUAUUAUAAGCAGCCCAUGAAGAUGUGACUAUUUUAUACUUAAUAUAAUAUGUGUAUUUUUUAUCAGACUGGUAAGACAUUAGUCAAAUUCAAUAUAUAGAAAUUCAUAAGCUUUGGCAAACAUUUCCAGUUAUGGCCAUUUCAUAGUGCUAUGCUAGUCAUUACUUGUUGCUCUGUUCAGCUCAUCUUGACAAAGAUACUUAGUCAAUAUACUGUUCGUUCAAUUAUUAGUAUGGGCAAAACUUCAGCGUAUUGCACUUAGCCACCAGCCACAAAUGGCAACAAUACUUGAGUUUCUAUCCUUUGGAAGCCAAAUAUGAAGGAAAAAAUGAAACUGUUUCUCAUGUGUUGAAUAGUAAAUAUAAUGUACAUAACAUUUACUGGAGAUACAUUGCCAAAUGAUAUUGUAACAAUCUCUGACUCACAGAAAGUAUAAAUAGUGGGCAAAUGUAAUGGCUGAAGCAUGAAUGCAUCACACACAAGAUUAUAUUUUCCCCCACAAUAUUCUAUUAGUGAGCGAAGUUUGUUUAAGGCUAUACAAAUUAUUUUGUUUACAUCCCUGCCAGUCCAUGGCAUGUUAUUGAGAGGAAGAUUUUUGCUGUAUACUUUCGCUACAUGGUGGAGUAUGUCAUAUGUUCAUAGUUCUGUUUGAAUCACAUCAAUCAAUCAAUCAACUGUACCUGUCAAAUAUUUAUGUUGUAGCCUGUUCAUCCAUUUCACAUCUUCUGUCAAGAUUCAAAUCUGAUUUUUAUAUGGCCAACAUGGUAGCCUUAUUAAGAAACAAUGUCUGUUUGUUCAAACUGUAACUGAGGGGCGGUGGGGUAGCCUAAUGGUUAAAGCGAUGGCUAGUCAUGUCGAAGACCCGAGUUCGAUUCCCCACAUCGGCACAAUGUUUGAAGCCCAUUUCUGGUGUACCCCGUCGUGAUAUUGCUGGAAUAUUGCUAAAAGCGGCGUAAAACCAUACUCACUCACUCACUCAAACUGUAAUUGAAUUUGUCAUAUGUGUAAUUUGUUGGUUGUCUCCACCCAUUCUGCACCCAUUUCUGCAUCAAUUUCUUCUUUGAAACCAUUGCAGAGAUGAAGCUGAUCGCUGUUUUUAGUUGGAAUUACCUACCAAUUUGUUGCUGUAAAAUUAAGACAUGUACUUAGUGUCAUAUGUUUCACUUCUUGUGAUAUUUUAGAUUUUAAAAUUUAUUUGACCUUUCUUAUUUAUUGGUUUCCCUUUACCUCCUAGCAAGUAUUUCCCCACAUCAAAAAUAUCAUUUCCUCAGAAAAAACUGACCAGUGGCUCAGAUCCAAAUUGACAAAAAUAUUUAUUUUUCAUAUUCCUAUCAAGCAAUGAACAGUUACAGAUUAUUAGAAAAUUCUUUUAAAUGUUUGCAUUUAUGUGCAUGACAUGCUUCGAUUUAGAAGUUUUUGAACCUCUGUGUACAUGAAAUAGAACUGAUAGAGUAUAAACUGUGAUAAAGUGUUUGUUAAACAUAUGUAAGUUUUUAAACUGGACCUUUCACUUGUUAGAUUGUGCAACAUUAUUAAAAUGAAAAUAUAUGAAAUUUGGCACUCAUGCAGGAGUGGUUGUUUUUGCAUGUUUGAACCCGACUGUUAUGCUCACUUAGCAGACAGUUUUCAUGAAGGGGUUUUAGUUCAGGUUUUGUGAGAAAUGAUCAAUAAACACCUUGAAACAUCGUUAUAUUUAAACUGUUGUCUUAAACUUGCUGAUAGUAGUAUGAGAUGCAAGAACAGUUGUGUUUACCGGUAUUUAUACAACAGAAGGUAUCUUGUUUAAGGUAAUACUGAAAUCAAGCUAAUUUCUGCAACCAAUUGAUAUAUUCUGAAAGCUUUCUUAUGAUACUUGCUUGUGCUUAAAAACAAACUGAUAUUCAAUUAUUCUGAUGUAAUUAUAUAUUGCCUAGUAUGUUUCUGUUGUUUGUUUGCUUUAAUCUUUAUUUGCCAUUUAUAGAACAAUAAUAAAGAACUUGGCAUGUAUCUGGUUAUGAGAAAGGUUGAUAAAGCAGGCAAAUAGUAACUGUCAAUCAAGUUUGUCUGUCAAUAAGAAAAGCAAAUGUUCCAAGUGUGUACAUGAACUUGACAGAAAUCAUAGAUAUCCUUAAGAUGUGUCUCAGUAGUCAAUAUCUUAACAGCAUAUGCAACAAGUAUAUUGAAAAAGGAUCACAUAAUAUUUUGAGAAAUAUUCUCGAAUAUCAUUUCUUGUACACAGUAUAACUUGUUUGGACAAUCAUGUUACUCUGAUUUAGGCAGGAAGUUCCACUAAAUGUGACUCAAGCAUGAUAAACGCUUGUGGUUAAUCUAUCAUCAUGUGUAUAUACUUACUGUGGUGAGGAGGGGCGUACAUUAUGUGCAGCUUCUUCUCUGUUGUGUUCCUAGGAAAGAAAGAAGGUGACUGUUGCUGUAAUGACCAUAUAUAGUGGAUUUGUACAUGGGCUAGGAAAGAGUGUUGGAAUAGACAGAGUUGUUUAUGAUAUAAUAAGGGACUGUACAUCGAGCCUACUGAAUAGUGAAUAAUAGCAAGAGAUGUGACUGGGUACAAAGGAUGAACUUCAUGGGGUUGCUUUUAUGGUCAAAGGAUUUUCAGUCGCUUAUAUUUACCCUACAGGCCAUUAAAAUCUCAUUAUGUAUUCAGUAAGUAUGAAGACCUAUGGUAUUCACUGAACUUCAAAUGAGCAUCCUUAUAGUCAGUUUCAUACUCAUGAAACUAUUGAUUAUGAAUAUAUUUGUGGAGUAAAGUAGCACACACUGGCUCCUGGCACAGUAUUUUGUUUGUCUACUUCAACUGUUGGUAACUGUUGACUUGCAUUAUAAAUACAUGUCAUAUAAUCAUGUCAACAUGGCUCUGUUUCUGUAUGCUAAGAUAGAGUGUAUAAGGGAACGAGUGACAUAUGCCUAGAGUGAGAAUCUAUUGAAACAGGCACGAUUACCUUUAUCAUGUAUAUACUUUGUGUAUAGUACAAUUAUGCAGUAUACCUGUUGAUAAUGUACUCUUUAGCUUUCAUAUGACUAUUUUAUGAAGUGUUAAGGAUUGGACAUCAUCCAAUGUACAGAUUUGUUAGUACUGCAUUGAGUAUGUUAAAACCAUCAAAGAUAUAAAUUUGUUGACAUAUGUAA
Haliotis rubra (blacklip abalone) is the source of this 4648-nucleotide messenger RNA. RefSeq names its product dnaJ homolog subfamily C member 13-like. The coding region runs from base 147 to 1355 and encodes 402 amino acids. The transcript is spliced from 9 exons. Gene Ontology annotation, biological process: receptor-mediated endocytosis; regulation of early endosome to late endosome transport; endosome organization. Gene Ontology annotation, cellular component: endosome membrane. Lineage: Eukaryota; Metazoa; Mollusca; Gastropoda; Lepetellida; Haliotidae. The record is from RefSeq and is a predicted model, not a curated record.